AUGUGCAUUGUGGAUAUUUUUACACCGACAGUAAGGUUAUUUGCGUACAUCUGUUCCAUUACAACCGUCACGACCAGGGAGACCAGGUGCUCCAGGCGGUCCUUGAACUCCAGGAACACCACUUACACCAGUGAAUCCAGCACUCUGGUGUACAGCGAGGAGCGCUACGAUAAGAAAAAGAAGAUCGUCGAUAGUUUAAACUGUUGUGGCUUUGUAAAAGAAAAUUACGCAACAAUCAGCUUGAGCUUCGUUGAAAAUUGUAAAAAUUCAAAUGUCUCUAAGACAUCAGUUUGAAAAAUAAAAUCUUACGACUAAUCCUUUCUUUUUUUUCUUUCUAAAUCUAAGAAAUCCUGAUAUUUCGUCAUUUAAUCCUUCAAAGGUUCAAUGAAAUGGUGAGAAAGAAUCGUGCAACGCGUUUUAAAAGAUCGUGAAGAAAAUUGUUUUGUUUCU
Heterotrigona itama is the source of this 450-nucleotide messenger RNA. Lineage: Eukaryota; Metazoa; Arthropoda; Insecta; Hymenoptera; Apidae. The record is from the annotation of a GenBank genome assembly.